AUGACUUUGGAGAGACGUCCCGCAGCCAACCACUCCAAGUUCUCUCCCCCCUCCCCUUCCGCCUGCGCCUCCCCGCACGCUUCCCCACCCGCAUCCCCCCGUGCUGCAACCGGCCGGCGCCGCUCCGACGUCUCGGAGAAUCUCGCGCUUCGCUUAAGCCGGCAGCAGGACGGCAGAGGAACUCCUCAUGCGACGCGGGGGGACGCGAAGGGCGGACGCGGCGGAGUGGGCGCGCGGAACUCGUGUGGCGCUGCUGUCGGAGGGAGCGUUGGUGCCGCUUGCGGAAAUUCUGGGGGCGGGGGUGGUCCGCGCUCGCCGCGGCAAGACAGCGGCCGACAGGAGAAUCGAUUCAAGAGCCGUGAUGCGGAUGACGCGGAGAGGGAGCGGCGAGCGAAGAAGGCGGAGAGACCCGUGGGUGGUUUUGGUGCUGGUCGUGCGGAUUCGGAUGCGAGAUUAUUGUCCAAGCCUGCUCUAGCCUCCUCUGGUGAGCGACCUCUGCCGACGCAUCAUGGCGAUGAAUUUGAGUCAGACGCGGGCCAUCAUACGCCGGCGAAGGACAUGUCGCAGCUGUCGCACAUGGUCGUGCGACGAGAGGAGGGCAGCCCGGUUUCGGUGCUGGAUGUGGGCAUGCGACGAAGCGACGAGAGCGAUUCCGAAGGCAACAGUGGCGAGUUAUUCGCUGAUCGUUCCGUCAACUCCGUCUCAGAGUGCUACCCAGACGCGACCGCCGCAUUGCGGCGACCAUCGCAAGCGUCGCUCGCGUCGCCCAGCCAACAUGGCGACGUCGCCGUGGACCUCCUCCGCCUGUCGCCGCAAGACAUCGUCGGUGACGUGGCAGGCAUGGAGCAGGACCUCGAGUACGUGCGCCACGUGCUCCUCAUCUCCGGUUUUGGCGGGUCGUCAGUGCCGCCAAUCUUCUCGCGCAAUCUGCCGAUAAACCCGGUGGUUUUCGAGCAACUGGAGUUUGAGAUCACGGGACAGCUGUCCCAGCACUUUCCGUCCUCGUUAUCCGCGUCCUCGUUAUCCAGUACAAGCCCUUCGUUAAUAGGCCUAACAAGCCCAGUUGCUUCUUCCACUGUCGGAGCAGCAACAGGCGCGUCUGCUGGUGCAGUUGGCGCGGGGGUUUCGCGCCCGCCGUCUCCGUCGCUCUUUCCGCUCCCCAGCUUCGCCGUCGGCGCGCAGAACACGUCGGAGGAGCGCCGCCAGCGCAUGCUGUUAUUUGAUGCGGUCAACGAGGCGCUAGGCCGCACUCUCGCGCCGUAUCUUGAGGAGCUGCAAGUGCAAGAUGCGAUUAAUCGCUGCUCGGGUCGGCCGUCGCAGCUAUUCGCAGAUACUACUAAUACUAGCUACGGCCUCUGGGAAUUGGAUAACGGCGCGUCUUUUUUCGCGUCGUGCUGUUCCGCCUCGCGCAAGCCCGCGCUUCUCCGCCCGCGCCCAAUCGGCCGCCAGCUGCUGCAGCGCGUAUGGGCGGAGGUGCACAGCUGGCCGGUUGCGCCGUCGGAUGACGUGUACGACAUUCUGGAUGACGCGGCAAGGAGGGACAUGGUCCGCGGAACGGAGCGCUGGUCCGCGGAGGAAGUGGCAGCUGCGGAGGUUCCGCAGGUGGUGUUUGCGCUGGAAUGCGCGGUGUUAGAGCGCGCGCUAGAGGAGAUUUGCCGCGAGUUUGCGGAAGUGGAGGAGGAGCGCGCGCUGUCGCGGCAGCGAAGGCUCAGCGCGAAUGGCGCUGCGGAGGGGGUGUGCGCGGGGAAAGCUCCUGGGGGAGGGCUGCGGAAAGGGGGGAGCGGAACCGAGAGAAGGUGGCUGCCGCGACGGUUGAAUUUCUGA
Closterium sp. Naga37s-1 is the source of this 1824-nucleotide messenger RNA. NCBI's taxonomy places the organism in Eukaryota, Viridiplantae, Streptophyta, Zygnematophyceae, Desmidiales, Closteriaceae. The record is from the annotation of a GenBank genome assembly.